CAGGAGUACGUUCCAAAACCUUCGUUCAGUUCGGUAUAUCAAGAUGGCGGAUUUCAGUGUUUUUUUUUUACCAUUUUUUUUAUCACAAUAAUAAGUUAAUCACUUAUACUUAUUAUUGAUUAGAAUAAAAAAUAACUAACUAAUAUUAUUCUCCUUCUUCUACUAAAAAUACAUCAACUGACUCUAAUAUAGAAAAGUUUACAGGGGUGUUUAAAAUUUUCAUAUGUUAUAUUUGAUUCGCUGCCAUCUUGAUAUACCGAACCGAACGAGGUUUUGGAACGUACCCCUGUAGGGUCUCAUCUCAAUUUUUUAAAACGCAAGCGCUCUUACCGGUAUAAGUAUUAAAAGGUAAAGUUUAUUCUAGUUUAUUCGUAGCAAUUCGUAGUCAAAUAUACAAUACUUUUUUUAUGUAGGUAUAUUCAUGGUAGAAGUACUACUACUAGAAGUAGUAUUUCUACCAUGGGUAUAUUUAUUUAUAAUAAAACGAUGGUGUAUGGAAGAACACUAAAGACUUGAAAGUCCAUAUAUAUAUUCAUUUUUCUUUAACUGCCAAUCAUCGAUGUCAAAAUGACAAAUUCUAUUUAUGUAACUAAUUAAUUAUGUUAUAUCAUCAAUAUUUCUCACAAAGUAAUACAGAGUUGAUUACGUCAUUUAUAUUAAAUGACGACUAAAUUUUUUUCAAAAGUAUUGUAUAAAAGAGAUACGUGUAUAACUCAUGCUGCUUCUGUAUGCCCUGUUCUUUAUCUAUAUCUAUUUAUCAUUAUCUUUUGAUAAAAAGUCUCAGAGAUAUUCACAAACACACUAUAUGAACUAGUUAAUUUCAUCAUGGUGCGAGAUCGUUUGCCUGAUUUAUUUGCUAAUCAACGUAAUAAUUCUAUAGGAAGAAGGUUCUCGGAUGAUAUAUAUAUUCAUCUGACACAAAACAGACGACUUCAAAGCAUUCUUGAUGAUGUAGAUAAAGUUCGCAGAAUGAUUGAUAUACUCCAGGAUGAUGUGAAUAUUGUAAAAAACUUGCAUAAAAACAAUUUGUCUCAUUUAAAUUCAGAUAGUCAAACUGAAUUAAAAAGACGGACAUUCAAAAUAUCUCAAGUAGCUUUUCAAAUACGAAAUGAGUUGGAAAAAAUAGGAAAAAGUAUGCCUGAAGUAAACGAUUUAAGACUGAGAGCUAGCCUAACAGGUCCAAUACAUGAGCGCGUUCGAACAGUACAAUAUUUUACAAUGCUUCGAACUUUUUCUGUCGUCAUGUAUGAUUAUAAUGACUCUGUAUUGAGUUAUCAUGCUCAAUAUUAUUCUAUACUUGAUCAACAAAAACAAAUUAUGAAAAAAAAAAAUAUUGAUUCCCUGCUCACUGAUCAAGCAAACGAUGAUGAUGUAAAGACAAGUCUAUUUGUUGAUAAUUUUUUGGACGAUACGAAAGUAGCAAUAUAUCAGUUAUCUGAACUCCAAUCUAGACACACAGAGAUUAUGAAACUAGAAAAAUCUUUAAUAGACAUUAGAGAUAUGUUUUCGGAAUUAGCUUUUUUAGUAGAAAAACAGAGUGGUCAACUAAAUUGUGUUGAGUACUUUGCUAGACAAGCAUCAGACCAAGUUGAUAAUGGCCGAUACAAUAUUGUAAAAGCUAAACAAAAAAAUAAAAAACGGAAGAAAAAAAUCAGAUGUUUCAGUGUGCUUUUAACCAUUAUUAUUUUCAUUUUUUUGAUAGUAAUAUUAAUUAUCUGAAACAAAUAUAUAUUUUUUGAAAAUAAUAUAAUACCAGUG
Messenger RNA from Aphidius gifuensis, 1758 nucleotides. Its product is annotated as syntaxin-like. The coding region runs from base 826 to 1719 and encodes 297 amino acids. Gene Ontology annotation, biological process: exocytosis; intracellular protein transport; vesicle fusion. Gene Ontology annotation, molecular function: SNAP receptor activity; SNARE binding. The record is from RefSeq and is a predicted model, not a curated record. The transcript is spliced from 9 exons. Gene Ontology annotation, cellular component: endomembrane system; SNARE complex; plasma membrane. Lineage: Eukaryota; Metazoa; Arthropoda; Insecta; Hymenoptera; Braconidae.